AUGGAGGGUGAUUCUCCAACAGAAGCCUCGCGGCGCGAAGUCGCCAAACGGGUGUCUCGAGCCUGUUUGCAUUGCAGACAGCGCAAGUCUCGAUGUGACCUAGACGCGAACGGUACUGGCAAGCCGCCAUGCCAGCGCUGCGUGCGCGAAAAUCGCGAAUGUGUUCUGGGCGGCUCCAAUCGUGGUGGUCGCCGAAUCCGAAAGAACAAGAUCAAAAACUUCACUCCGGCAACUAUCACCUCGCCCAGCAAGAAUUCAGAUGCUUCAAGUCCGACCAACUCUGAAAAUCGUCAAGUACAAUCGGCAACUUAUCCAGGCCCGUUGGUCUUCUUGCCGCCUAACCCAUCAGCAACCUCAGCAUCUGUCGAGGAAGAUGAUAAUUCAAUAUCAUCUGUUCCGCGCAAUCCAUCGGACGCCUGGCAAUGCCUGACCGGCAUCGCCACCCAAGCGGGGACAGACCCGGAGGUCUUGAACGACCAUAUCCAGUCGGAGCCCACGACUUUCCCAUACAACAAUCUGGGUAAUGGUAUUGUCCCAGAGUUCAGCCAAGCGACCGGUAUCAGGGCGUAUAAGCUCGUUCAGUCGCACGCGCUAGACCCAGAAACGGUAUGGCAACUGAUCUCUCGAUAUGCCGAGAACUUCCAUCCUUACCUCCCUCUCGUACCACGGAAGUACUUCAUGCGAACUGCCUUGGAUGCCUUCGCCACCAAUGAGAAGCAUCUUCUCACCGCGGUCUUGACGAUUGCCUCCAAGGAUCUAGUCAGCCAGCCUGAGAUCCAUGAGUACUGCUCGAAGUACAUGCACGAGCUCAUCUCCGGCAUCGCCGCGGGGGCGGAGUGCGAUGUCGAAGCAAUCGAAGCACUCUUGCUACUUGCCGAGUGGGAACCACAAGGGCUGCGACCCCGUAUCGAGCGUGUUGGGCGCGGAGAAGAAGACCGCGCUGCAUGGAUGCAUGUCGGACUUGCGUUGCGCUCGGGUUACUUCAUCGGUAUGGAUCGCACUUCAUUCCGUGGAGAGUCUUGUGGUAAUCAGGAGAGCGAGGCUCGUCGGCGAUUGGCGUGGGCAAGCUGCUAUAUCUCUGAUCGGUUGAUUUCUGUACGUAUUGGACGUGCUUUCUGGUCUCGUGGUCCUGGCCCGAUGACUGGUCUUGUCAGUCAGGAUUUUCCUUCGCUGCAGCCGGUCAAUGACGGCGAUGAGGACUAUGCGAAGAUCUUUCAGGCUAUGCUGGAUCUGACGCAGCUUUAUGGGAAUGUCCAUGAGGUUUUGUACUCUGGGAUGCGCACGAGUAACCAGAUGAUGUUGAUGGGGGACUAUGUGAAAUAUGUGGAUGACUUCCGUCUUGCGAUUUUGCGGUGGAAAUCGCUGUGGGGAUCACUAGACUGUAAGCUGUUUUUUCGCUGGUCAUAUUUUGUGCUUUCUAACAUUCGCGCAGGCUCACCACCCAUGCGAGCAACUCUGCAGUUGUCAUAUGAGUAUUUGCGUCUGUAUACGACUGCUUUUGCGUUCCAAGCCGCCAUCUCUCAGUCGCUGGUCAAACCAAGAAACGGUCUGCAAGGCCAACGAGAACACUUGCGAUCAACGUUCAAAAAUGUCGCUUCAAUGCCAGACUCACGAUUUAUCUAUGAAUCGGUGGAUGCGGCCAAGUCAUACCUGACCCUCCUUGUGGAUUUGGUAGACCCCGAGAAACAUCUCCACUUCAUGCCUCUCCGUUUCUACUUGUAUGGCAUCUAUUCUGCCGUUUUUCUCUACAAGGCCCGUUCGUUCGGAAUGAUGGUCCCCUCGGAAGAAGCAAAAGUUCAAGGCCUAGUUAGCAGAACGACCGAAGUCCUCAAACAAGCAAGCGCCGGCACCGAUGAUGUUGGGUCGCGCUAUGCUCGACUGCUAGAACUUCUAUGGAAGCCCAAAUCCUCAUCGAACUCAUCCGCGGAGGCGCCGCAGAAUGACUUUCCAAUACAGACAGCCCUGUCAAAUCCGGUCACAGACACAAGUUAUAUGCAAUUCAGCCCUGCAAAUGACUUCUCGUGGCUUGAUUUGGAGGCUGUGGGGGACUAUGUGUCCGGAGACCAGAUUUCGGGUGGGUUGCUGGGACUGGAUGCCUUCCAGAAUGCGUCCGAUCCGUAUCAAUCUGGAAUGCCACGAUCCCAGGUAUGGCAGCCAUCUGCUUGGAUGGGAGAUAUGAGCAGCAACCUUCUAUUUUAA
This is a messenger RNA of Penicillium paradoxum, 2199 nucleotides long. RefSeq lists its product as uncharacterized. The transcript is spliced from 4 exons. The coding region runs from base 1 to 2199 and encodes 732 amino acids. Gene Ontology annotation, biological process: regulation of DNA-templated transcription; DNA-templated transcription. Gene Ontology annotation, molecular function: DNA binding; DNA-binding transcription factor activity, RNA polymerase II-specific; zinc ion binding. Gene Ontology annotation, cellular component: nucleus. The record is from RefSeq and is a predicted model, not a curated record. Lineage: Eukaryota; Fungi; Ascomycota; Eurotiomycetes; Eurotiales; Aspergillaceae.